CCCUUCCCAGGAAAAAUAAAAACUUGAAAUCUUUAAUCUUGUCGGCCUCAAAAUAUAGUUUCUUGCUUAUUCGAUUUCUACACACUCACUUCAUAAUUCCGCUUGACCAAUUGUUGUUUACUUUCAACUGAGCUCAGUUUAAUUGGGAGUUCAAUCGGAGAAAUGAACAUCAAAUCUUGAAUUCACAGCUGAAAAUUCAAAUGGCGAUCAAAGGGGUUGAUUUCAAGUGGUAUGAUGGGUUCUUCUUGUCUAUGCUAGCUACAAGUGUAAUCAUUGUGGCAAUCAAUUGGAAGAGAUACCAUUCAUGUGCGAACCCGUUGCACAUAUGGAUUGUGGUUGACUAUACGACUGUGUUCAUUUUCCGGCUCUUGAUGUUUGUGGAUAAUGGGUUGGCUGCUGGAAUGGGAUUAGAUCUCGGUUGGCAGCAGAGAUAUAAACGUUUUUACGGAAGGAUUGUUGUGCUAUCCGUCCUUGUUCUGCUACUUUAUCCCUUCCUUCUGGCUUGGACGGUCAUCGGUACUCUUUGGUUCAAUCGUUCAAGAACCUGCUUGCCAGAAGAUGGUCAAAAAUGGGGUUUCCUUAUUUGGCUGCUUUUCAGCUAUUGUGGACUCGUGUGCAUUGCUUGCAUCUGUAUGGGAAAGUGGUUAACAAGGAGACAGGCACAUCAAUUGCGUGCACAACAAGGGAUCCCCGUUUCAGAAUAUGGAAUUCUCGUCGACAUGGUUAGAGUGCCAGAUUGGGCCGUUGAAGCUGCUGGGCAAGAGAUGAGAGGGAUGGGUCAAGAUGCAGCAGCGACGUACCACCCAGGACUUUACAUGACCCCAGCUCAGAGAGAAGCAGUGGAGGCACUCAUUCAAGAACUUCCAAAAUUCAGGCUCAAGGCAGUUCCAACUGAUUGCAGUGAGUGUCCAAUAUGCUUGGAGGAGUUUCGCGUUGGAAACGAGGUUCGAGGUUUGCCCUGUGCUCACAAUUUUCACGUGGAGUGCAUCGACGAGUGGCUCCGGCUGAACGUGAAAUGCCCCAGAUGCCGUUGCUCCGUCUUCCCGAACCUCGACCUGAGUGCGUUGUCGAACAUCCCCACUGACACAGAGAGGCCGCCGCCCUCUACCAACGUUGUCACUGCUGCUCCAUAUGUUAGAAACCAGACUCCUAGCCAAAGCUAUCUGUUGAGAAUGCAGGGGUUUCUCCGUCCCGUACGGUCGGAGAACGGCAGUGAGGGGGAUGCUGCAGAAACACAGUCGAGCCGAGGGACGUCGCAUAGCUCGGAGCAUGUGCGAGUGGUUCUCGACGAACCGGCUCCGCCUCUGCCUUGAGUCAGUUACUUUGAUUCUCGUUAGCCUAACCACCCUAACUCGAUUGCUUACCGUUUGCAACCGUCUCCGGCCGUUACCUCUGUUGUUACUUUACAAGUACAGUACUCUCUACUAAAUGAAUGAAAAAAAAGGCUGAAUUUUGUGUA
Salvia hispanica is the source of this 1459-nucleotide messenger RNA. RefSeq names its product SUGAR-INSENSITIVE 3 (gene SIS3). The record is from RefSeq and is a predicted model, not a curated record. Gene Ontology annotation, biological process: sugar mediated signaling pathway. Gene Ontology annotation, molecular function: ubiquitin-protein transferase activity. Lineage: Eukaryota; Viridiplantae; Streptophyta; Magnoliopsida; Lamiales; Lamiaceae.